Messenger RNA from Onychostoma macrolepis, 3893 nucleotides. It is a transcript of the gene golm2, whose product is annotated as golgi membrane protein 2. NCBI's taxonomy places the organism in Eukaryota, Metazoa, Chordata, Actinopteri, Cypriniformes, Cyprinidae. The transcript is spliced from 10 exons. The record is from RefSeq and is a predicted model, not a curated record. The coding region runs from base 1064 to 2545 and encodes 493 amino acids.
UGUUGUAGUUGUCAAUCACGUUCCUCUGUACACCUUACACGCUGGACGACAUUUUUCUGUUUUUUAUCGAGACAUCCAACCUGGCAGUAAGAUAUACAACAAGAUAAGGAAACGAUUUCGAAAUACAAUCUUUUGCUGACGCGUUUACUUAUGUGCGUACGUACAAAUAUACGGUGUUUGCGCAUGCAUUGUGCUGGACCGAGAACAGAGGAGGAAGGCUGGAGUUGAGUUACAGUAUAAGCGAACUCUAAAGCUAGCGGUGUAUGUGUAGUCUUCCCUGCCUGGAAUUGCAUUCGGAGACGAAUUAAAAACGCAUCGUUUCGGUUUGUUUAUACUGUGUUGUUUUAUAUCAGGUACUUAUUGUUGUGCAUGUGCAGAAUACUGUAAAUCUGGCCUUGCUGGCGGUGUCAGAUGUAACGCUAACGCUCUAAUAGCCUAUUAGUGCUUUGUUGCUAAUAGUAAUAGAUUUGUUUACAUGCUCAAUUUCGAGUUGGCUUUGUAUGUUUGUCAUUGUGUGUUUAGGAGAAAUCGUUAUCGCGUUGUUGAACUGAAGCUAACGCACGGCUGUUGCUCCACGCAUGCUACUUUAGCGAGGUUAUCACUAGCUACCAUACAGCCGAACCGUGCAUUCAGAAGUGUAUUUAUCACACGAGCAUGACGGCAGAUCUACAGAGAUGACCGUAACCGAAUAAAAGUGCUGUAGGAUCAGGCGGAGUACGGAAAGCUCAUGGCUGUGCGCCGUUAGCUCGCUUCAGCUCUCCUAGGCCACGUCGCCUGUGUGUGUUGAUGUGUUUGAUCUACUGACAGUGGCGUUGCAUGAAUGCAAACAAGGAAAAGCUUGAAGUCGCCAACUGUGCGGAAGGGAUACGGCGGAACCGUCGAAGUAGUUGUGUCACCAACUUCAGGACACUUCAAGGUUGCUGUAAGCCGAAUGGGGAAGAACAGAAAUCUUUCAAGAUAGAUAACUUCGCAGAGCAGUGGCCACAUCAGUAGUUUCUUGUUUUUACGUGCGGCGCUCACACAAAGCCAGAGAUCGUGGUCGGUGCGCCUCUUCGAUUACGCGAUGAUCGGCUUCGGCGCGAAUCGACGUGGAGGUCGCCUCCCGUCCUUCAUCCUGAUUGUGUUAUUGGUGAUUAUAGUCAUUCUGUCGUUUAACUACUGGAGCGUGUCCACUAAGCACGGGCGGCUGCUGGACGAGCUGGCCGAGAUACAGACGCAGGUGAAGCGCACGGACGCGGCGCGCUCGCGCCUGGAGAAGAGAAACUCCGAGCUGAUGAUGCAGGUGGACACGCACCGGAAACAGAUCGACCAGAAGGACGGAGACUACAGCGUGCUGGAGAGCAAGCUGCAGGCCAGGGAUGCGCUGGUCAAAGCCUGCACCGAUGAGAAGAAUAAGCUGCAAAAUGAUGUCAGCGCCCAGAUGUCAGAGAUUCACAGACUGAAAGAGCAGGUAAAGGAGUUGAGACAGGAGGUCAUCCGACAGGAAGACCAACUGAGGGAAUUGCGGAAAAACAGCACCAAUUUGGAAAAGAAGCUAGAAUAUGAGAGCUUGCAGUGUGGCCGACAAAUAGCUGAGCUGAAGGCAGAAUAUGAAGAGAGCAAGAAAAGAGUUGAAGAAGAGGCAGCAAAACUCAGACAGAGUUUAUUAGAGAAUCGUAAAGUGGACACAGGGGGUCGGCAGGUGGAGGCGGAUCUUGAUCAAUCCAUUAAAAGAAAAGAGGAUGACACUGCAGAGCGCCACACAGUGGCUGCACGGCGAAAUGAUGGACCACUUCUUAAAGAUGAUAUGGGUAAACCUGGUAGUGAUGCUGGAAUGCCUGGUAUUGAGGACAGUGAAGUAGGCAAGAUAGAAGAUGCACAGUUUGCGCUAAAGAAGCCAGCCAUCACGCCGCAGAAGCACAUGGAGCCCGCAGAAGCUGCGGCAUUGCUGAAGGAGGAGAGGGCAGGGUUUGGAGCUGGUGCCGGUGCCAGACCAGGGGAUGAUUUGGCCCGCGGGCAACCGUUGGACAGACCAGACAUGCCCCAUGAUGAAAACCUGCAUUUGGGGAACGACGACAUACCUUUGCAGCAACAGCUUCCAAAGCCGGUGGCAGACAAACCCAUGCUGUUUGACAAAGAUAAGGCAGCCAUAAAGGCAGAUGAGUUUGGGGAGCAGCGUAGACAGCUGGGAGCUGAGGGUUUAAAGGCAGAGGGAGUUGGACUUCCUCCUCCUCCUAACCCAGCUCAUGUCCUUCCCAAACACAUUGACCAGCACAAUGGCAGAGAUCCUGCGCCUGCUGACCUUCCACGUCACCGUCAGAGCCGUUUCUUUGAUGAAAAUGAGUCCCCUGUAGAUCCGCAACACGGCAAUAAGCUGGCGGACUAUAACGGGGAUGAUGGCAACGUGGGUGAGUAUGAGGCGGACAAGCAGGCCGAGCUGGCCUACAAUGAGGAAGAGGAUGGUGAUGGUGGGGAGGAAGACGUCCAAGACGAUGAAGAUCGGGAGGCUCCAGGUGAAAGGGCUGUGGAUUAUGGAAAGCGACAUCAAGCCAUUGACGUCCUGUAGUUCAACCUCUCAAAAAUCCUUUACAUUGAGCUUUGGAUGUUUCUGACAUUUGAAGUAGCCAAGCCAGGAAAAAGAACUUUGGAUUUCACCUGCAAUUUUGGUAUCACGAUUGGAGACAUUCAGACUAUUCAAACUAUUUCAGUGUCUUCAGAGAGGAACAAGUUUCAGCGUUUCCGGCUGUGAAAUCAGUGACUGUGGAUGAGUUUAAAUCAACUUAAAUAUGACAGUGAUUUCAUGAUCUGCUGCAAAUGUUUGCUUGCACAUGACCUAAUUUGAGAGUAUUGUUUUCAUGUUUGUUUGUUUGUUUGCUUUUGCCCCAUCUAUAGCAUAGGUCUAUCAGAAUUGGGAUUUGGAACUAAUAUAUUGUACAAAUUUUUUUUUUUUUUUUUUGGGGUUAAUAAAAUACGUUCUCCAGGGACUGGAGGACACUACUGUGAAUAAAUAAUACGGAAGUAAUAUUUCUCUGUUAGAUUCACAAAGUGGAACAUAUUGACACUACUGGUGAAAAGGACCUCUACAACACCAGUUUUCUUUUUUUUUUUUUUUCUUUUUUUAUAAAGAACUGCUGAAAAGCAUAAUCUCCCUUUAUCUUUUUGGACAACUGUUGCUGAAUUGAAGUGUAAACUAUGGGACGAUGCAAUUAAGUUGCUGUUCAACCUUUUAACCUCUCUCUGGUAAAUAAUGACACCAAUUGACCAGACAUGUUAUUUUUUUUAACUAAAUGACACCAAUUGGCCAGACUUUUUUCUUUUUUUUUAAACACUGUUUCCAAUUCUGAAGGAGCACUCAGAAGUGCACAUGGAGUCUUGUAAGGACAUUGUUGCAUGCAAAAGGCAGCCUUUGUAAAUCAGCCUGUAGUUCAUCAAGAAAAUGGAAAAAAGCAAUACUCGGUGCCACAGACUAAACUCAUCACAGCUGUUGGCCUGCUUCCUUUCUUACUGGUAGCUGUAGAUGUACAGUACAUAUAAGGAGGAAUCUGUGUGACAAGGAAUGCUGUAAAAUUGCUAAACUGUCAAAAGGACAUAAUGAUCAUAGACCUAACUGUUUGUGUUUGUUUCAUAAUUAAACAAAAAUUGGUAGGGUUGGCAUACUGAAUGUACUCUUUUAGCUUGUGAUUGUUUUUGAGAUCUGUCACAUGGGUGUUUGGGCUUUCUUACACAGCUGUGCAGUGCAAUCCAAGGAUAACAAUUAACAAAAUACUCUAUAUUUCAAAUAAACUGGUCCUGUUUUGGGAAAAGUACAAGUCCUAUCACUGUGACUGAAGUAUAGAAAGUAGUAGCAUCAAGAAGAGCACCCAGAAAUCUUCAUUAAUUUGUCCCAGGCUGCUUUACAAACAUAAAUGAUUACA